GUGGUAUACGCAGAAUGACCUCAUCAGUCCGUGCCAUGUGACUACAGGAUACGUCUUCGCUCCAACCACCAGCGCCAACGAGAGUGAGAUCUCCAGUGAUGCCGUGACGUACAGCAGUGUGGAUGGCUUUCCUCCAUAUCGUUCCAACAACAAGAAGGCAGCUGCAGAGGAGAUGCAUUGCAGUGUCAGGGCCAACGGACAGGUGGCGCUACCUCACUUCCCAAGGACACACCGGCUGCCCAGAGAGAUGACCCCCGUAGAACCGGCAGCGUUUGCGGCUGAGCUGAUUGGCCGUCUGGAGAAGGUGAAGCAGGAGCAGGAGACGAUGCACACGCUGGAGGAGCGGCUGCAGCAGAUCAAAGAGGAAGAAGACCGAGAGGAGUGUGAGACCCCCAUCUACUUUCAGACGCCCCGUGACUCCAUGGCCUCCUGCGAUGAUGACCCUCAGGCCAUCUUAGACGAGCACCUAUCUCGAGUCCUGAAGACGCCGGGCUGUCAGUCUCCGCAGGUUGUGGGGAGGUCUCGCUCCCCGGAGCGCUCUCGUAUCCUGAGGCCUACAGCUGUGGUACAGUCCGUGCGCUGCUCCGUGCCCACCAAGAGCAAACAUGUCCACCACCACUACAUUCAUCACCACACGGUGCCCAGGACUAUGGAGGAGAUGGAGGCGACGUGCCAGGUGCGGUGUCUGUACUCCAGUCCUGCCGACUAUUGCUGCUACCUGAAGACCAGGACUCCCUGCCUGGACCUGCCGCUCCUGCACAUGGAUGCCAUGGGGAGGAAGGUGAUUCCUGACCGUUCGGGGGAGGGGGGAGUUGUCUACCAGAUGCCCAUAGAAGAGUCCUGGCAGAGGGUGCUGGAGAGCGAGCGGCUGAGCAAGCACCACAGCGCGCAGAACACCUGGAGGAACGCAGCGUGUGAGCCCACCAGAGCUUCAUCAGCAGAGCGCCCGUCACGACAUCACCAGGGCAGCGCCCCCAUAAGAUGCCAGCACCCACCAGGUUUGGACACCACUGUGGUGUCAGUCAGCACGCUCGCUCAGCUGGAGGAGGCAUGCAGGAGGCUGGCGGGGGUGUCCAGACCAAGAUUAAG
Hyla sarda is the source of this 1089-nucleotide messenger RNA. Its product is annotated as axin-2-like. The transcript is spliced from 6 exons. Lineage: Eukaryota; Metazoa; Chordata; Amphibia; Anura; Hylidae. Gene Ontology annotation, biological process: negative regulation of canonical Wnt signaling pathway. The record is from RefSeq and is a predicted model, not a curated record. The annotation marks the transcript as partial.